AUGGAGCCAGCAGCACCAGCCAGCCAGCAGUACAAGAGGUUUAGUAAGAAAUGUGGCAAACCAUUAGUGCUCGUUGCUGACGUCACUAAAGAUGAAGAGGCCAAAAGAAUCGUUGAUGAGACUGUCAAAGUUUAUAGCAAAAUUGAUGUAUUAGUAAAUAACGCUGGUGUCGGUGGAUUUGAAGGGAUUCAAUCUAAGCAACCGAUGGUACUUUUUGACAAGAUUAUGUCUACGAACCUUCGUUCAGUGGUUUACUUAAGUCAUCUAGCUACUCCACACCUUAUCAAGACAAAGGGGAAUAUUGUGAACAUCUCAAGCAUUGCCGCAAUUCGAAUUUUGUCUAAGGAGGCUUUCGCAUACAGCACAGCAAAAGCUGGUCUGGAUCAUUUCACUAGAGCUGUUGCGCUUGAACUGGCAUCAAGCGGUGUUCGCGUUAAUGUCAUUAAUCCAGGACCAGUCCUGACUGAUAUUGUUCAAAACAUGGGACGAACAAAAGAAGAACAAGAGGUUUUUUUCAAACAGCUAGGAGAUUCAACGCCUCUUAAAAGGGUUUCGGUUCCUGAAGAAAUUGCUGAUCUUGUGUUAUUUUUGGCGAGUGAAAAAUCUGUAGCAAUAACUGGCUCUAAUUUUGUGAGUGACAAUGGCAUGUCAUCAUCAGGCGGAGGAGAUUCUUUAAAGAAUGAAUGAAUAAAGCAGAAAUUCUUUCAAUUUUCAAUUAAAGUCAGUCUACACGUUUUCAAACCAAACAAUGUUUGUAUUAAUAUUUUAUGUUUGCACUCGGCUGGGUCAUGUUGUGUGUUCUCUCUUAACAUUAUUUUUAUAAUAAACGAUAAUUAAAAAAUGCA
Messenger RNA from Helicoverpa zea (corn earworm), 845 nucleotides. RefSeq lists its product as uncharacterized. The record is from RefSeq and is a predicted model, not a curated record. The coding region runs from base 1 to 687 and encodes 228 amino acids. Gene Ontology annotation, molecular function: oxidoreductase activity. The transcript is spliced from 2 exons. NCBI's taxonomy places the organism in Eukaryota, Metazoa, Arthropoda, Insecta, Lepidoptera, Noctuidae.